AUUAAUAGGUCUAUCAAAAUAAUAUAUGUGUGCACUCUUAAAUAGCAAUUAAUUGUUAACAAUCUCGCAUUAAAAAUUAUAUUAGCAAAUUAAUAAUUGCGUAUUAACUUAAAUAACAUUUCAUUUUUACGCACGUUAUACGCUACGAUGAGUACUAAAAUAGUCAUAGGACUUUGUUUGUUAUUGUCUCUUAAUUUUUCCGAAUCAUUAAUUUUUCAAAAUCCAGCUGAUUUAGAAGAAAACAUUUCUAUUAAGGAUGGAAGAUUACUCAGCGAUUCCGGCGAACGAUAUAAUAUAGAAAUGAAUUUGUUUGAAUCUCAAAACAAAUAUAUCAAUAACUUUUCUCUGCCCAAAAACUUUGACGCACGCAAAAAAUGGACGAGAUGUGAUUCAUUAGGUGCUGUUCGAUAUCAGUCAAAUUGCAAUUCUGAUUGGGCUAUUGCUGUUGCUGGCGUUUUCAGCGAUAGGCUGUGGAUUAACAGUAGAGGUAAAACGGCAGUCACCAUAUCGUUUGAACACAUUCUCACUUGCGCUAUAAGUGACGGGUGCAAAGGAGGUGAACCCGAUAACGCUUGGAAUUUUCUCAAGAACAACGGAGCCGUGACUGGAGAUGACUACAGAUCUAACGAGGGGUGUCAACCGUAUGAAAUAGCACCUUGUUCAUCUAAUGGUUAUCGGAAAUGUAAUCAAACCAUAGCAGACACGCCAGUGUGCUAUAGGAACUGUACGAAUUCCCACUAUAGAAUAAGGAAUUUUGAAGCUGAUUUGCACAGGACUCGUGGAAAUUUUAAGACAAUUUCGCCCAGUAGCGAAACCGAAAUUAUGAACGAGGUUUAUUUCAACGGUUCGGUGGCAGUUGCAUUCGAUGGCUACAAAGAUUUGUUUGAUCACGUAACAGGGAUCUAUGUUAAAAAGUCUGACGAGUUUGUCAGGCGGCUUUCGGUAAAAAUAAUUGGCUGGGGUGUUAGAGGAAACCAAUUUUACUGGCUGAUGGUCAAUUGUUGGGGUAAACUAUGGGCCGACCAUGGACUGUUCAAAAUGGAGAGAAACACAUUGAAUACUUUAUCCGGAAGCAUCACCACAGGAUAUGCUUGAUAUAUGGUGUAUUAUAAAUGUUAUAAUUAUACAAUUUACAUAAGCUAUAUAAAUAUAAAAUAAAUUUUAGUUUAUUAAAAUAUAGGUAAUCGAU
Molecule: messenger RNA, 1189 nt
Organism: Adelges cooleyi (spruce gall adelgid)
Lineage: Eukaryota; Metazoa; Arthropoda; Insecta; Hemiptera; Adelgidae
Product: cathepsin B-like cysteine proteinase 3
Exons: 6
Coding region: 148-1095 (315 amino acids)
Cellular component (GO): lysosome
Molecular function (GO): cysteine-type endopeptidase activity
Source: RefSeq, a predicted model, not a curated record